Molecule: messenger RNA, 1290 nt
Organism: Darwinula stevensoni
Lineage: Eukaryota; Metazoa; Arthropoda; Ostracoda; Podocopida; Darwinulidae
Source: the annotation of a GenBank genome assembly
AUGAAAAAGAAAGUGACACUUCUGGAGGAGGGAAUACAGUCCCCGGGUGCGACUGAACCUGAAGCCUCUUUGGCUUGGUGUGAUGUGUUCAAGACAUCAUGCUCCGGGAUAUUUUCGAGGGAGCUCUUUCCGACCUGCAGCAGCUUCAUCACAUUUGUAUCUUACAUGGCGCUCUCUAUCAAUCAAGGCUUGAUGGUGAAAGGUAGUCAAGAUGACAAGAACAAGUACAGCUACAGCACCAUUGCAGCUGUUUUAAUGACAGAAAUCCUCAAACUUCUAACAUCCUUUAUUAUCUACUUUUACAAAGAUAUAGUAAGAAUUUUUAUGCUAAGACAAGAAAUAGAGAAUCUCUUUUUUUCCGCAGUGGUAAUGUUUGGACAUUGUGGCAUGACAUCUGCCAAAGCCGCCGAGGUGAGCCAAAAUUUGAAAUCUCAUGUUAAAUGCGUUUCUGCAAAUGAUCUGUCAUCAAUAUCUUUGGCCGUCCUGUUUUCAGUUCUGUUGUUGUAUUUCGUACCUGCAUUUCUAUAUUGUCUCUACAAUAAUCUGGCUUUCACAAAUUUGGGAAAGUUUGAUCCAACAACGUACUUUCUACUACUGCAGCUAAGGGUUGUAGUCACAGGUGUUUGCUUCCAGGUUCUUUUCAAGAAGACCCUCACAUUCAGGCAGUGGAUAUCCCUACUCAUCCUCACCCUUGGUUGCAUCGUCAAAAAUGUUGGGGUUACCAGAGCGCAAAAUGCAGCAACAGACUCAUCUUCAUCUCUCGCUGAAACGAUCCUCGCUGACAUUAUUGUGGCGAUUUUCAGCGUCAAUAUCAUUUACAUCCUACUCCAGGUAUUUUCAUCCUGUUUUGCUGGAGUUUUCAAUGAAUACUUGCUGAAAGAUUAUGGUGCCAAAACCCCCCUGAUGGUUCAAAACCUCUAUAUGUACUUCAAUUCCAUCAUAUGCAACCUCUUCUUGGUAUACUUGGAUCAAACUGUGAUUCAAAUUCAAGAUUCGUCUUUAAACUGGAAGAACCUCUUCAAUCCCAAGGUCCUUUUGAUAAUUGCGAAUAAUGCAGCCAUUGGAAUAGUGACAAGUUUCUUUCUUCAUCAGCUCAAUUCGAUUUUGAAAGCAUUUGCCAGUGCCCUUGAGCUUGUCUUCACGGCUGUACUUACGUGGAUCAUAUUUGGAAUUCCCAUAGAUGGGUACACUAUUACUGCUCUAGUCAUUGUUAUCUAUGCAUCCCUGUUGUACUCUCAGAGUCCUGUUGUGAAUGUGGCCCGAACUGGAAGUUCAAGGAUUUCGAAAUAA